Messenger RNA from Rotaria sp. Silwood2, 870 nucleotides. The record is from the annotation of a GenBank genome assembly. NCBI's taxonomy places the organism in Eukaryota, Metazoa, Rotifera, Eurotatoria, Philodinida, Philodinidae.
UCAUCAACUUUUUCAUCAAGAUCAAAUUCAUCUAUAUCAACAGUGCCAGAACAAGAAUCUCAAGUUGUUGUUAUUGAAGAGUCAGCAUCAAAAUUAACUCCAAUAACUGUACCUUCUCUAGUUGAAGAAUCAAAUAUUAUUUUCAAUGAUAAACAAGAAGAUUAUUCGUCAUCAUCAUAUGAAGUACCUGCAAUUGGAAUUAAUAUAACAAUGACUGGUGUAUCUCUUGUUUUAAUAGAACUUUAUCCACAAAAUAUCGAUUAUUCUACAGUUAUUUUUCAACGUUAUCUUAUAUCAUUAAUUAUUAAUAAUGAACAUAAAAAUUGGUCUAUACCAAAUGUUAAAUUACAAACAACAAUUGAACAAGAAGCUAAUUUUCGUUUAUUUACAUUAACACAUGAUGAAUUUGAUCAUGUUCUUUUAUAUUUACAAUCAUUUAUAAAUUAUAAUACAUCCAUAACAUCUCCAUUUGUACUUAAUAUAGCAUUAACAGGUGAACAAAAAUAUGAUUAUGAAAUAAAAAUUUCAUCACGUUUAAAUAAAGUUAAUUUAAAUUUUGAUAUUAUACAAUAUCGUGCUGAAUCAUAUAUGAUUGGUUUAAAUUUUUUUCUUGGAAAUAAUCAAAUGAUUAAUAUUGAUAAUCAUGAUGAAUUAAUUGAUAUAUUAGAUAAUAAACAUAUCAAAGAUACAUAUCAACUUUAUCCAUAUAUACUUGUUCAUGCUGAAGCAGCAAGUACAUUUUUUUAUAUUGUUCAUUCAUCAAGUAAAUAUUCUGUAUUAACAUCGAAUAAUUUAUGUUAUAAAACUUAUUCGAAUUUAAUGAAAUUUUUACAACCUGGAUAUGAUCCAAUAAAUGAUGAACAAAUGUAA